Molecule: messenger RNA, 1250 nt
Organism: Paralichthys olivaceus (Japanese flounder)
Lineage: Eukaryota; Metazoa; Chordata; Actinopteri; Pleuronectiformes; Paralichthyidae
Source: RefSeq, a predicted model, not a curated record
UGUCUGUGUUCACAGCCGUUCAACCACUCACACAAGGUGGCGAAGUUCUGCUACGCUGACAAGGAGCUCAUCAACAAAGCCAUCCUGGCGUCCAUGGCGGCGAGGAGAGAGUGGGACCUGAAACCGGUUCAGGACCGAGCUCAGGUCCUGUUCAAAGCUGCUGAUGUCAUCAGUGGACCGAGGAGAGCAGAGAUCCUCGCCAAGACCAUGAUCGGACAGGGGAAGACGGUCAUCCAGGCCGAGAUCGACGCCGCUGCAGAGCUCAUCGACUUCUUCAGGUUCAACGCCAAACACGCCGUCGAGCUGGAGAGUCAGCAGCCGAUCGACGCAGAGGGAAGCACUAACACGAUGCUGUACCGCGGCCUGGAGGGCUUUGUAGCAGCUGUGGCUCCAUUUAACUUCACUGCUAUUGGUGGAAACCUGGCGGGAACCCCGACUCUGAUGGGUAACGUGGUUCUGUGGAAGCCCAGUGACGCCGCCAUCUCUGCGAGCUACGCCGUCUACAGAGUCUUGAGGGAGUGUGGUCUUCCGCCAAACAUCAUCCAGUUCCUCCCAGCUGAUGGCCCCGUGUUCGGAGACUCCGUCACCUCCUCUGAGCACCUUGCAGGAAUCAACUUCACCGGCAGCGUCCCAACGUUCAAGCAUCUCUGGAGACAAGUGGGACAGAACCUGGACAGGUAUAGGACGUUCCCUCGACUGGCAGGAGAGUGUGGCGGGAAGAACUUCCACUUCGUCCACAGCUCUGCCGAUGUCCAGAGCGUGGUGACGGGGACAAUUCGCUCUGCGUUCGAGUACGGAGGACAGAAGUGUUCGGCGUGCUCGAGGAUGUAUGUGGCUGAGAGCGUGUGGCCGCAGAUCAAACAGGGACUCCUGGACAUUCAUAGAGACAUCAGCGUAGGAGACCCUGUUGGAGACUUCAGCAGCUUCUUCUCCGCCGUCAUCGACGACAAGUCGUUCAGUCGCAUUAAGAAGUGGCUCGAUCACGCCGAGUCGUCUCCGAGCCUGAAGGUCAUCGCCGGAGGAAAGUGUGACAAAAGGAAGGGAUAUUUUGUGGAGCCGACCAUCAUCGAGACCACGGACCCGCAGGACGCCAUCAUGAAUGAGGAAAUCUUUGGGCCGGUUCUGACGGUUUACGUUUAUCCUGACGACGAGUACAAGGAAGUUCUGCGUCUGAUUGACAACACGUCACCCUACGCUCUGACAGGAGCCGUGUUCGCUCAGGAUCAGUAAGUUCAUCCACACACACUGAA